Molecule: messenger RNA, 373 nt
Organism: Hermetia illucens (black soldier fly)
Lineage: Eukaryota; Metazoa; Arthropoda; Insecta; Diptera; Stratiomyidae
Product: probable cytochrome P450 28d1
Exons: 3
Coding region: 109-330 (73 amino acids)
Molecular function (GO): oxidoreductase activity, acting on paired donors, with incorporation or reduction of molecular oxygen; monooxygenase activity; heme binding
Source: RefSeq, a predicted model, not a curated record
AACAGCACAUUAGAGUUACCCUAUCUAGAUCAAUGCAUUAACGAAUGUUUGCGAUUGCGUUCACCAGGGAUUUCGAUCAACAAAAGGUGUUCAAACACUUGUGAAUUAAUGUCUAGUAAAGAAAAACCCAUCAAGGUCGAAAAAGGAAUUGUAGUUGUCCUACCCUACUAUGCAUUGCAUCAUGAUCCAGAGUAUUACCUAAAUCCGGAAGAAUUCAUCCCGGAACGCUUCAGCCCUGAAAAUGGAGGAACCAAAAAAUAUAAAGAAAUGGGUGUGUUUCCUCCGUUUGGUGAUGGACCAAGAAUGUGCUUAGUGUCAACAGACUAUUAACUAUGACCCUACCGCCAAAGGAGCUGAACCACCGUGCAAAGGC